Molecule: messenger RNA, 1923 nt
Organism: Aspergillus clavatus NRRL 1
Lineage: Eukaryota; Fungi; Ascomycota; Eurotiomycetes; Eurotiales; Aspergillaceae
Product: putative serine/threonine protein kinase (Nrc-2)
Exons: 5
Coding region: 1-1923 (640 amino acids)
Biological process (GO): protein phosphorylation
Cellular component (GO): cytoplasm; nucleus; plasma membrane
Molecular function (GO): ATP binding; protein serine/threonine kinase activity
Source: RefSeq, a predicted model, not a curated record
AUGACGCAGCUUUUCGCUUCAAGCCCGUCCUCGGUGACGAAUGAGAAACGUGGAAACUUUCCCAGUUUGUCUCUAGCCUCGAAGAAACACAAUCAUGAAUCGAGCCAUCUCCCGACACGCAUUAAGAAUUUCUUCCGCAUCAACAGUUCGAGCAGCAAUUCGUCUCAUACUAGCCAUCACUCCGGCAGUGAUCGAGACAGAGACGCCAGUCUGUUGUCUAGCGGUCUCAAAUCGGAAUCGAAGUCGACGUUUAGACAAUCUCGCUUUCUGCCCACCAUCGGUCGCAAUCGCUCGACCACAGUCGCAAGUGAAGGAAACCCGCUCGAUGAGGGCGUCUCCCCGACUGCUACGGCCAAUCCAUAUUUUGUUCAUCAGGGACAGCCUUCCCUGCAGCAUCGCAAUGACGUAUCCGUGCCAUCCUCUCCUCCAGGCACCCCCGAACUGCAAGUGGAUGGGGUCUCCGCCGCGGAACAAGCAACCACGGCCAACAAGGAGGAAUUGGCGCGCAAACUUCGUCGGGUUGCGUCAGCCCCGAAUGCGCAGGGGCUUUUCGCCCAGGGCCAAUCCGACGGGCGUCCUCAGACGGCCGAACUUGGAAAGGAGCCUUUGCUCGAACAAUCUGACGCCACACAAUCUCUCAUCGGUCUAGUGGAAUCUGAAGCGCAGGACGCCGACACACUUGCUGUGCCCAAUCUGGGCCCUGGAAGUAAGAUUCCGAGCCCUGGCCAGAUUCGCAAUUCAGUAGCCUUUCGCAGGACUUAUAGCUCGAACUCGAUCAAGGUUCGCAACGUGGAGGUGGGCCCCAGUAGCUUCGACAAGAUCAAAUUGAUUGGCAAGGGUGAUGUGGGCAAGGUUUACCUUGUACGGGAGAAGAAGUCAAGCCGCCUUUAUGCUAUGAAGGUCUUGAGCAAGAAGGAAAUGAUUAAGCGAAAUAAAAUCAAACGAGCGUUGGCCGAGCAGGAGAUUCUUGCCACCAGCAAUCACCCGUUUAUCGUGACCCUUUAUCAUUCAUUUCAAUCUGAGGACUAUCUCUACCUAUGCAUGGAAUAUUGCAGUGGUGGUGAAUUCUUCCGAGCGCUUCAAACGCGCCCGGGGAAAUGCAUUUCCGAAGACGCGGCUCGAUUCUAUGCGGCGGAAGUAACUGCUGCUCUGGAAUACCUUCAUCUGAUGGGUUUCAUCUAUCGUGAUCUCAAACCAGAAAACAUCCUUCUUCAUCAGUCUGGUCACAUCAUGUUGUCGGAUUUCGACCUGUCCAAGCAGUCUGGACCCGGCGGUGCCCCUACCAUGAUUCCAGCACGCAGCGGCAAUUCCGCGACUUCGUUUCCCACCAUUGACACCAAAUCCUGUAUUGCCGAUUUUAGAACCAACUCUUUCGUCGGCACCGAGGAGUACAUCGCUCCGGAGGUCAUCCAGGGCUGUGGACAUACCAGUGCUGUCGAUUGGUGGACUUUGGGUAUCUUGAUAUACGAGAUGCUCUACGGAACUACACCCUUCAAGGGCAAGAACAGGAAUGCGACAUUUGGAAACAUCUUGAGAGAUGAAGUGCAAUUCCCGGAACAUGCGGGGGUGCAACAGAUUUCGAAUCUAUGCAAGUCUCUGAUUCGCAAGCUGUUAAUCAAAGAUGAGACCAAGCGUCUCGGUGCUCGAGCUGGGGCUUCGGAUGUGAAGACUCAUCCUUUCUUCCGGCAGACGCAAUGGGCACUCAUUCGCCAUAUGAAACCGCCUAUGAUCCCACAUCAGAGUCGCGGCACUGAAACAUUGAACUUCCGCAAUGUGAAAGAGAGUGCAAGCGUCGAUAUUGGCAGGACUUCAAAGGCCAAGGGGGUUCCAUUAGAAUCCGGCCUUGCCACACCUAAUGGAGAAUUGACCGAUCCUUUCGAAGAGUUCAACAGCGUCACACUCCACCACGAUGGAGACUUCUAA